GUUGAAGUGAAUUCAGCUGCAUUUCCCCAUCUGGUCCUUGCUUUCUCUUCUUUCAUCUUCUCUUAUUUUCUUGAUAUUUCUUCCCAACCUAACUCAUAAAACAAGCCAUAUUUUAUAGCAAAUUCAGCCAUAUCAAAUCUGUUUAUUACACUUUGAAGUCAGUCUGUGACUUGGCCCUUCUGGUUGAAGAACUACAGGGGGUGCUGUUCCCAUGCACUAGUGCGGAACACUUCUAUCCUGCCUUGAAGCCUGAAUUCCAGGUUCAUUUACCUACUGGAUACUCUUCGGAAGUGACGCUUUACCUUCCGUCCAGAAACAGAUCCUUACUGUCAAGCUAAAUACACUUUCUGUCCAACUGGUUCUCCUAUCCCAGUUAUGAAAGGGGAUGAUGUCAUUGAAGUCUUUCGGCUACAAGCCCCAGUAUGGGAGUUCAAAUACGGAGGCCUUCUGGGGCACUUGAAAGUUAUGCACGAUGCCAUUGGAUUCAGGAGCACUUUAACUGGCAAAAACUACACGAUGGAGUGGUAUGAGCUUUUCCAACUUGGAAACUGCACAUUUCCCCAUCUCCGACCAGAGAUGAAUGCUCCUUUCUGGUGUAAUCAAGGGGCUGCCUGCUUUUAUGAAGGAAUUGAUGAUAUUCACUGGAAGGAAAAUGGAACAUUAGUGCUAGUAGCAACCAUAUCAGGAAACAUAUUUAACAAAAUGGCAAAGUGGGUAAAAUGGGACAAUGAAACAGGGAUUUAUUAUGAAACUUGGAAUGUCCAAGCCAGCGCAGAAACAGGGGCGGAGACAUGGUUUGAAUCCUACGACUGUUCCCGGUUUGUGUUAAGGACCUAUAAGAAGUUGGCUGAUCUUGGAGCUGAGUUCAAGAAGAUAGAAACCAAUUAUACAAGGAUAUUUCUUUACAGUGGAGAACCCACUUAUUUGGGAAAUGAAACAUCUAUCUUUGGACCAACAGAAAACAAGACUCUUGCGUUAGCCAUAAAAAAAUUUUAUUACCCCUUCAAGCCGCAUUUGUCAACUAAAGAAUUUCUGUUUAGUCUCUUGCAAAUUUUUGACGCAGUGAUUAUUCAUAGACAGUUCUAUUUGUUUUAUAAUUACGAGUACUGGCUUUUACCUAUGAAAUUCCCUUUUAUUAGAAUAACAUAUGAAGAAAUCCCCUUACCUGCCAGAAAAAAAACAAUUUCUGGUUUAUAAAAUCUUAAUUUUACUGCUCUUUUGUCUCCAACCACCAGCAUAUUGGCUUUUCAGGGAGUAUUUUCACAUCUGUGAACUUCUUAGGCCUUCUUCCUUUGGGAAGAAACCUAGAAUGCACAUGAGCAGAAGCUGAAAAUCAUACGAUGAUCAUGACGAGUAUGACAAGUUAUGAUUUAAACCUCCAAGCUUUUGUUAAUAUGAAUAGCUGUAUCAAAUACAGAGCCUCUUUGUACUAAUUUUUUUUAAAUGGCAGAUAUGGUAUAUCAAAAUUGAAAGAAAAAGAAAAAAAGACCUCAAUGACAUCUUCGAGGUAACAGCUCCUUUUUUUCUGAUACAGCAGUUACACUUUCUCAUUUCAGUAACUUUGGGACUGGCAUAAGUUGACUUUACAGCUUUUAUAACUUUUGCAAACAGGCUUAGUACUUUGAUUUUGUUCUCUUCAUUCAACCAUAAAGACAGGUAUGGUUGUGCUUCCAACUGCUAAAUACAGCGUGAAAGAGCACAAGCUUCUGGCUAGCUAAUAACUGACAUUCUGUGAAUAAGCAACUAGUUAGCUCUACACCCUAGUUUUAUUAUUUUAAAAUGGUCAUCUCUUGAGAUUGUUGUAAAAAUCAAAGCUAUCUAUGCCUGGCAUUGUUAAGGUCACAAUAAAUGGUAGCUACAAAGAACAAAUGACUGCCCUUACCUUGCCGAGUGUAGUUUACAUGGCAGCCUUUCCUAGGUUUUGUAAUGGCCAUCUGGACUGUGCUGACAGCAUAGUGCUGGGGCAAACAGGAGGCAUGGAAUUACCUGACCGCAGGUGUGGCUGGGUUGCUGAUGUGUAGUCCUCCCAUCCUCUGCCCACUAAAGCUGCCAGGUCAGUAGAAGAGGGUGCAUUUGCAAGGAGAGGACAGGUUCUGGUCAAGAAUCUCCAAUGAACUGGGCUUCCCCUACAGCCAUUAAACAAGGUUUCAAGGUCCACUGAGUCUGUGAUAAUAACUGACAUUCUUUCUAUGCAUGGAAAAAACACCAUUCAGUAAGAUGAUGCAGAGUUGAGAGAAAACAACCCAUGUUGAAUAAGUAAAUGUACUAAUUACUCAGUUUCACCUGUAUUUUGUGUGCUUCUGAGAGCACACAUAAUUGUUUACCUGAUCCAAAAGAGUAAAUGGGGGCAGAGGGGGUUAGCUGUGACCCGCCAUGGGUAUCCAGCUAGUGAUAAUGGAGUCAUGUUUUGAAUUAGGUUCUGCUGUCUUGCCAAGACAUACUUUCAAACAGGUUUUUAAUCUAAGGAUACUAUUUAAAGUGUGGGUGGACCAGUACUGCAUCUAAUGUUACUAAAAUCAUGUUACAGUUCUGUGAGGAGAUAAGUACAGGUAUAGGAAGCAUUUAGAAAUUUUUAAAGUAACUUGUUGGAGUAACUUUCUGUUGAAUCUACUAAAAAAUGGGGGUUUGUAUUUUAUUUACCUUACCUACAUUUUUGGCUUUUUCAAAAAGGCAUUCCAGUGGUCUAAAAAUAAAAUUCCAGCUUUUAACACAGAUAGCUUGAGUGAGAAACACUGUAUUUUUCUGCCUAUUGUACAGAGGUAAAGUUUUCCUCAAAUGCAGAGAGCUGCUUCUCUCAUUGCCUACCAUUUAGCCUAUUGGUGUUAGCAGUGCCUAACUGUGCCUAAUUAAAUUUGCCCCUUCUUUCUGCUAUUUGCCCUCAGAAUGUCACAAAAAAAACCUUGGAUUUUUACUCUAUCACCUAGUGCUAAAAUUGGCCAGUUUUUACCAGGUUCUUAGAGAAAAUUGUAUUGGUGUAACAAAUACAAAUAAAUACAAAAAAUGGCGUAACAAAAGCUUAUACCUAUAAAUAUGAAAACAAUGGAGUAACAAAAACUUUUGUUUCAGUUUUGUGUUAACUGUAAGUCACAAAACUUGGUUCCAUAGCAAAGACAAAUGAUGACAUGUGUACAUGGAAUUUUCAAACAAGAUUUCAAAGCAAAGAAAGUUAUGUUUGAAAUAACUCAAGAUUUUUCAUUGUCCCUAUAAAGAACAAUCAGUUAAGAAAUUCUGAAAGGAUUUAAGGAAAUACCUUCAAUCGUAGCAGUGAAAGCAAAACACAGCCAAUCAGGAAUUUGCCAACUAAAUUUUGCUGCCCUUUGAACUACUGUUUAAUUGAAAUGUGAUUUUUAUUUUGCUUUAAAUUUGUAAUGUAUUUUGCUUUAAAGUUAA
Messenger RNA from Condylura cristata (star-nosed mole), 3390 nucleotides. RefSeq names its product ceroid-lipofuscinosis, neuronal 5 (gene CLN5). Gene Ontology annotation, biological process: lysosome organization. Lineage: Eukaryota; Metazoa; Chordata; Mammalia; Eulipotyphla; Talpidae. The transcript has 4 exons. The record is from RefSeq and is a predicted model, not a curated record. Gene Ontology annotation, cellular component: lysosome; lysosomal membrane. The coding region runs from base 376 to 1197 and encodes 273 amino acids. Gene Ontology annotation, molecular function: hydrolase activity, acting on glycosyl bonds.